AUGAGAGUUUUUGCCGUUGCGUUUGCAGCACUAGCAGCUGUGCGCGGAGCACAGUGGUCACUCUCAGAAACGAUUCAAGGCGAUGCAUUUUACGAUAAAUUUGACUUUUACCACGGACCUGACCCCACAAACGGCUUGGUCGUUUACCAGGACCUUGACAAUGCCAAGAAUUUAAACUUGACCGAGGUGAAAGAUAAAAGUUUCUUCAUGCGUGUAAGCACUGUACAGAAACAGACGGAAGGGCGCCCCUCUGUGCGUAUCCAUUCCAAACAGACGUUCCAGGAUGCGGUGCUUAUUCUCGAAGCCUCCCAUUUUCCCACCGGUUGCGCUGUGUGGCCCGCAUUUUGGACCGUGACUGGGGCCAUCACGCCGACAAACGGGAGCGUCGGAUGGCCUGAAGGCGGUGAGAUUGAUAUUGCUGAGAAUGUAAACGAUCAAUACACGUACAACCAAGCCUCGAUUCACGUUGCGGGGCAGUGCGAGGUUGGAGGCGGGCCGCAGACAGGAACGACUGUCUUCCCGCAGUGCAACUACCAGGCGAACCAGGAGAGUGGGUGCAGGAUUGCGAUGAAUGGUACCGAUACGAUUACGUGGGGCAAUGCUUUGAACAAAAACGGUGGCGGCCUUGUCGCGAUGCAGCGCGAUUUCAGCAAUGGCGGCAAAGGAAUCCGUAUGUGGUUCUGGGACAAGGGCAAGCAGCCGGACGAGCUCAAGAAUCCCGGCAAGACUAUUGACCCCGAUAGCUGGGGCACGCCGAGCGCCAACUUUGGCUUGACUAACUGCAAGGACCAGUUCGACGCGCACAGAAUCGUGCUCAACAUCGCACUCUCUGGCGCAAAUAACUGGGCACAUGUGUCUUACCCUGACACGCCGUGCCUCAAGAAGUACCAGUCCGACGCUGAGCAAGUCGGGAACCACGGAAACAGCUUUAACAGGGCGUACUGGAAGAUAGAAAACCUAUACAUCUACGAAAAUGGCGAUGGAUCGGGGAAUGAGGGAUACAAUAUGCGUUCUUACCCGACAGUGAUGCUGGUCUGCACGGUACUUGCGUCUGCAGCCGUGUACAUGCUCCUGUAG
Malassezia vespertilionis is the source of this 1077-nucleotide messenger RNA. RefSeq lists its product as uncharacterized. The transcript has a single exon. The coding region runs from base 1 to 1077 and encodes 358 amino acids. Gene Ontology annotation, biological process: glucan catabolic process. The record is from RefSeq and is a predicted model, not a curated record. Lineage: Eukaryota; Fungi; Basidiomycota; Malasseziomycetes; Malasseziales; Malasseziaceae. Gene Ontology annotation, molecular function: hydrolase activity, hydrolyzing O-glycosyl compounds.